AUGGCUCCUCCACCAUUACGUCCUGAGAAUGCUCUUAAAAGAGCUGAAGAAUUAAUUUCUGUUGGUGAAAGCCAAGCAGCUUUACAAUCUCUUUUCGAUUUCUUCACAGCUAGAAGAAUUCGUUUUGCUGAACCAGCAGCUGUAGAACCAAUUGUGUUCAGAUUUUUGGAACUUGGUGUCGAUCUAAAGAAAGGUAGAAUGAUCAAAGAUGCCCUUCACCAAUAUAAGAAAUUGGUUCAAGGUUCCCCAGAAGGUUUAGCAUCUGUGAGUGCUAUCUCCCGUAAAUUCAUUGAUGUUGUUGAAAAGAAGAUUGUCUCUGAACAAGCUAAGGAAGACCAAAAGACUGAUGAAGAAGAUGAUGAUUUGGAAGGUGGUAUUACCCCAGAAAAUUUGUUAAUCUCUGCUUAUGAAGAGGAUCAAUCUGUUGCUGGUUUCAAUGACGAAGCACUAACUUCAUGGAUGAGAUUUACAUGGGAAUCAUACCGUGCUGUCUUAGAUCUUUUGAGAAACAACUCUCAAUUAGAAAUUACAUAUUCUGGUGUUGUUAACAGAACCAUGAUGUUUUGUUUGAAAAACAACCGUAAGAAUGAGUUCAAAAGAUUAGCUGAUAUGUUACGUCAACAUUUGGACGCUGCUAAUUACCAACAAAGUAAGUCUGGUACAAACAUCGUCGAUCUAAGUGAUAAUGAAACUUUGCAACGUUAUUUAGAACAACGUUUCCAAUUGGUCAAUUGUUCUGUUAAGUUGGAACUAUGGCAUGAGGCCUUCAGAUCUAUUGAAGAUGUUUUCCAUUUGAUGAAGUUAUCAAAGAGUUCUCCAAAGUCCUCCACUUUGGCUAACUACUACCAAAACAUAGCUAAGGUUUUCCUUGUAUCUGGUGACUCCUUGCUACAUACUGUUGCUUGGAAGAAAUUCUACGAUCUAUAUUUGAGUAAUCCAAAAGCUACUGAAGAUGAUUUUAAGACUUACACUUCUACUAUCUUUUUAUCUGUUUUGGCCGCCAAGUUAGAUGAUUUACCAACUGUUGGUUAUGAUCGUCAAUUCCGUCUAUACCGUUUAUUGGGUCUAGAAGGUAAGCCAACCAGAAAGGAAGUUAUGGCCACACUUUUAGAAGAAGAUUUCUACAAGUAUGUUAACGACGACAUCAAGUCUCUAUACGCUGCUAUGGAAGUUGACUUUUCUGCCGAAGGUGUCAAAGCUCAACUUUCUGCUCUAUUGCCAAAAUUGAAUGCUUUACCAUAUUUUGCCCAAUACGUUGAAUCUAUCAGAGAUAUCAUUGUUAGAAGAUCUAUUGUUGAGGCCUCUACCAACAACAAUAGCAUUACGUUGACUGAUCUUUACAAAUUCGUUUCUUUACCAGAGCCAUUUAACAUGUCUGAAUGGAGCAUCGAAAGAGCUUUGUUAGAAGCUGCUGUGGAAGAUUAUGUUUCUUUCACCAUUGACCACGAGAGUAACACUGUUCAAUUUGUCAAGGAUCCAUUCACUGUUUUUGCCCAAAUCUCUGCUGAAGCUGAAACUACUGAAGAUGCUGAAGAAGAAGAAAACGAUGAAAUUCCAGAAGAAAUCGAAGGUGAGGAAGAAAUUGCAGAAGUUGAAGGUGAACAAGCUGAAGGUGAAGAAGGUGCCACUGGUGCUGCUGAACCCGAAGUCAUUGUCACUCGUAACUUCUACAUCCGUAACAGACUAUCUGAAUUAUCCAAGACCUUAAGUGAAGUGGAUACUUUUGCUGGUCUACCAUACGUUGCUAAAGUCAAGCUUGCUCGUGAAGCUUUGAUUGAACGUAACAAAGAAUCUAUUGAAAAGGCCAAGGCUGCUGCCGAAGAGCGUACAAAGAGACAUCAAGAAGCUAGAAGAAAAUACCAAGAAGAAAAUGCUUUACAUGCUGAAGCUGAUGCUGAAGUCAGACAAAAGCGUAACUUGGAAGAAAAGGCAUUGAUGGAAGCCAAGCUUGCUGAAGAUGCUCGUCAACGUUUAAUUGAAAAGAAGAGACGUGAAUUGAAUGCAUUGAAGGAGACUAUCACUGCCAAGGCCAUUGGUGAUAUUAACGCUAAGGGUAACGUGUACAUUGACCCAGCUUUAGCUAAGACCAUGGAACUAAAGGAUUUGAGAACCAUGAUUGUUUCUCUGUUGUCUAAGGAUCAAAUUGAAUUACAAGAGAAGGUUGACUAUGCUAGAAACAGAUUGGAUUACACUGAGAGAGCUUUAAGAAAAGUUGAAUUACCAAUCUUACAGAAGGAAGCUGAAGAAUAUAAGGCAGUCGAUAUGACUAAAUACGAAGCCAUGAAUGAAAAGAUCAUUGCUGCUGCUAAGACUGAACAUGAAGCUCGUCUAGAAGAUCAUGAACGUUUGACCAGUGUUUAUUCUGACUUCCAAAGUUUGAAAACCAAAUUGGAAUCUGCUCAUGAAGCAGAAUUUGGUGCUCAACGUGAUGCUCUAAGAGCUAAAUUCGAAGAAGCUAAGAAAGCUCGUAUUGCAGAAGUUCGUCAACAACGUUAUGAUGAACUAGUUGCCCAACGUAAGGCUGAGAUUGCAGCUGAAGAAAGAGCUGCCCGUGCACAAUCUGAUGAAGAGAUUAUGCGUAAGAGAAGAGAAAUGGAAGAUGCAGUUGCUAAGAAGAAUGCCUCAGUUGCUGCUGCUACCCCAUCUAUUGCCCCAUCUAUUGCCCCAUCUCAACCAAGAUCUUCACCAUUUGGAUCAAUGAACGAUUCCAAACGUGAAGAAAUUGCCCGUAGACAAAGAGAAAUGGAAGCUGCCCUUGAAGAAAGAAAAUCUCAACCAAAGGCUUCUCCAUUUGGAUCAAUGGAUGAUUCUAAACGUGAAGAAAUUGCUCGUAAACAAAGAGAAAUGGAAGCUGCAUUAGAACAAAAGAAUUCUUCACCUGCACCAAAGAAGGGUGCCUAUGUUCCACCAUCUAGAAGAAACAGAAAAUAA
Molecule: messenger RNA, 2931 nt
Organism: Maudiozyma barnettii
Lineage: Eukaryota; Fungi; Ascomycota; Saccharomycetes; Saccharomycetales; Saccharomycetaceae
Gene: RPG1
Product: translation initiation factor eIF3 core subunit a
Exons: 1
Coding region: 1-2931 (976 amino acids)
Biological process (GO): formation of cytoplasmic translation initiation complex; translation reinitiation
Cellular component (GO): eukaryotic translation initiation factor 3 complex, eIF3m; multi-eIF complex; eukaryotic translation initiation factor 3 complex, eIF3e
Molecular function (GO): translation initiation factor activity; mRNA binding
Source: RefSeq, a predicted model, not a curated record